This is a messenger RNA of Thelazia callipaeda (thelaziosis nematode), 636 nucleotides long. Lineage: Eukaryota; Metazoa; Nematoda; Chromadorea; Rhabditida; Thelaziidae. The record is from the annotation of a GenBank genome assembly.
AUGCAAGAAUCAUCGGAUAGUGAGAGUGAAAUCGAACCAUCCGUGUAUGAAAAACGAAGAGAACUCAACGCUCUGCUCACUGUAAUUGCUGAGAGACUUUUCUUCGAUAGUAAAAAGAAAGUAUACAUAGAAAAAUUAAAGCAGCUAGAAAAGCGACAAGCUGAAGUUUUGGGUCAGGAAGCUCCAGAUUUCAUCAAAAAGAAGGAAGAAAUUCUCAAAGAAUAUCAUGACAAACUUCGAUAUAUAGAUGUGGUUCGGUCACUGCGAACGGAGUCUCUUAAUCGGCGUACCUUGGGUCAGUUAGAGUGUGCACAUCAAAAUGUGGAAAAUGAUAAACGAUUGACUUAUGAAAGGAUUGAGACUGGUAUAUUAACAAAACUGCAAAAGUUGGAUGCAGAAUUCAAAAAGUGUGCAAAAGAAUAUGCGGAUUUUUGUCAAGAAUGUGAAAAGAGUAAGGAAAGACGCCGAAGGAAGCAAAAACGUAAUCCAGUGUCCCACGUUAUUGAGAAGUUAUUAGGAAAUGCUAUUUCAUCUCUGGUUGAUCAAUAUGAUGAAGAUAUUAACGAAGAUUUAUACGCUUAUGAGCAAACUUUGAGAGUUGUAAAUGGGAGAACUACUAGUGAAAAAGACAAAUGA